AUGGAUACUGACGAUAGAUUAGAAACUGCAAAAAUAGAAAACAUCGACAUAAGAAUAUUAAAAGACUACUUUUUAGACAUGGAUUGUCUAAAAGAUUUUUGUGAUGAUUUGAUUAAUUGCUACAAGAAAGAACAAGAUUGUUAUCUGGAAGAUGAUAAAUUUAAUAAAGUCUUAGAAGAAGAAGCAGAGUUAGUAGAAUCUAUUUGUGAUGUGGCCUCCGAUAUUAAGAGUAAUUAUAAAGACGUUUUAGAUGCUUUUAAAAUAAGAGCAACUGAAAGAGAAAGAAGAAGAAGAGUGGAGAUAUCCAAAGAAUUAUCCAAGAAGCCAAGAGCUCCAAAAGAUAAUUAA
Entamoeba histolytica HM-1:IMSS is the source of this 348-nucleotide messenger RNA. RefSeq lists its product as uncharacterized. The coding region runs from base 1 to 348 and encodes 115 amino acids. The transcript has a single exon. NCBI's taxonomy places the organism in Eukaryota, Evosea, Mastigamoebida, Endamoebidae. The record is from RefSeq and is a predicted model, not a curated record.